UUUUUUGUUUGUUUUAUGUUUUCAGAGUCUCAUUCACAACUAAAUGUGUGCGGUAAGCCUCCGCUCAACACUAAGAUUGUGGGAGGAGAGGUGGCCUCUGCAGGCAGCUGGCCCUGGCAGGCCAGUCUGCAAGGCUCUGGGUCCCACGUCUGUGGAGGAUCCCUCAUUAACAAUCAAUGGGUGCUGACUGCUGCUCACUGCUGUGCAAUAGAAGACAUAAGCACGAGCACUCUGACUGUGGUUCUGGGUCUCCAGAGUCUAGAGGUACCAAACCCCAAUCAGGUGUCUCGGAAAGUCUCAAAGAUCAUCAUUCAUUCCGGCUAUAAUUCCAAAACUUAUUACAACGACAUCUGCCUCCUGAAGCUCUCCUCACCGGUGAAAUUCACCAAAUACAUCCAGCCCGUCUGCCUGGCAGCCCCAGGCAGCACCUUCUACAACGGCACUGAAGCCUGGGUCACCGGCUGGGGCAAAAGCAGAUAUGGAGUAUUCAUUCCUCUUUCAGAAGACCUAAUGGAGGUGCAGGUGCCGAUUGUGGGGAACAGACAGUGUAACUGUAACUAUGGAGUGGGCGUCAUCACAGACAACAUGAUCUGCGCUGGCGUAGGAGGGAAGAGCUCCUGUCAGGGGGAUUCGGGAGGUCCGCUGCAGAGCAAGCAGGGCGGCCGCUGGAUCCAGGAGGGAAUUGUGAGUUUUGCAAUAGGCUGUGCCGAGACUCAAUUCCCAACAGUCUACACCAGAGUGUCCCGUUAUAGGUCCUGGAUCAACAAGCAGAUCACCAGCAACCAGCCAGGCUUCAAGACCUUCAAGUCCACUGGGAUGGACGGCGACCUCAGUGUCACCUGUCCUGGCCUGCCACAAGGCCACUAAUGGUGAUCUGGCGGUGAGCAGAGCGGCUCUUGGUUACAGGCAGCAGUGUUGUUAGUUGGAAACAAUCAACAACGCCACCUUCCUGGCUCAGACUCCACCAACACCACCAGCAACAACAUCAUAGCUGCCGGCAAUAUACCAACUAGCAGCGGGGGCGCUCCUGCUCACUCCCCCUUCCUCUUCUUCCAAUUCCUCAUCAGCUUUCUCUCUAAAAUGAUUGGUAUAAAAUGAAUAAAUGAAUGACAAUGAAUUGUUUAAGCAGCACGAAACAAAUGUAGGUAUAUGUAGCCUGGCUUACUAGCGUGUCAAGGUUUUUGAAGGAUCCAGACGUUAUGCAAAAUACAAGAUGAUGAUUUGUCAUUUACAAAAAACUUCCCCCUCAAAUAACUGAAAACAGGAUGUUUAUUGAUUACAUUGCAGAUAGAAUUAAACUAAUGCUGUCAUGGAAUUUCUUACAAUCGUUAACAAAUGGAUUAAAAAACUUAAAGGAGCAUAUUUUAGAGGUCAGAGGAUCACAUGUUCAUCAUGUACCUAUCUGAGCUAGUGUACCUUACUGUACAAUUAUAUCUAAAGUGAACAAGCAGCUUUUGCUCUAAAAAUACUUUAACUGAACUUUACAUUGAUAAUAAUUUGGUUUGAAAGAUAAAUUUUAAUUUUAAGUCUUGUCAAGCUUUGCUGUGGCAACAACUGUCCUGUAGAUGUGAAAGUGCUGAACUAUUAACCCCUUUGAUUUUUUUAUUUAUCACAAUAACCUGUUUUUAAUUAAGGGAAAUCCUUUCUGUCGGCUUUGAGCACAUGUAUGAACUCAACUAAUCCAAAUGUCCUGCAGUAAAUCCUCCUUCAUGAUGGUUUUAAUCUGUUUGUGUUAAAACUGUUUUAGAGACGUGCUGAUUCAACUGUAUUUGGAGGCUGAAGUUGUGUUCUUGAAGCCACGCUUGUAUCAAAAUAAAAAAAGAAUUGAGCAAA
This is a messenger RNA of Micropterus dolomieu (smallmouth bass), 1833 nucleotides long. RefSeq names its product chymotrypsin-like protease CTRL-1. Gene Ontology annotation, biological process: proteolysis. The record is from RefSeq and is a predicted model, not a curated record. Bases 16 to 867 code for a protein of 283 amino acids. Lineage: Eukaryota; Metazoa; Chordata; Actinopteri; Centrarchiformes; Centrarchidae. The transcript is spliced from 6 exons. Gene Ontology annotation, molecular function: serine-type endopeptidase activity.